GGUUUUGAAUCAAAACUCGUUUCGAUGCUGUUUUUACCCUUUUCUUGGAAGAGGGUCAUUUCACCUUUUUGUGGCUAGAUUCAUGAUUUGUAGAUCGAUCGGUUUUUGUUGAUCGAUGGAUGCUCCGAUGAUAUGAGAUCGAAUCUGAUUGCUAUCAUUUUGUAUCUAACAUUGAUAGCAUUUUUCUGUUUUGAUGAUGAAUUUGUUAUUGAUUCUAUCUGUUUGAUUUAGCUUGCAUUGUGAUGAUGUUUCUGAAAUGAAUGCUUCCUGUUUCAUCGAAUCCAUGUUUUCUGUAGCUUUUUUAGGAUUGAUCGGUUUUGUGCUUGUUCUUCUCAAGGCGAAGGGAGUGGGCAUGGAUCCUGGCAAGCUUUUCAUUGGUGGGAUUUCGUGGGACACGGAUGAAGAUCGUCUUCGAGAGUAUUUUCAGAGCUUUGGGGAAGUGGUGGAGGUGAUGAUCAUGAGGGAUCGGACCACUGGCCGUGCUCGUGGCUUUGGUUUCGUUGUCUUUGCUGACCCUGUUGUUGCAGCAAGAGUUGUAUUGGAAAAGCAUGUGAUUGAUGGAAGAACUGUUGAAGCAAAGAAGGCUGUUCCUCGAGACGAUCAAAACGUUUUGAGCAGGAACAAUACCGGUAUCCUCGGGUCACCAGGUCCUACUCGCACGAAAAAGAUAUUCGUAGGAGGUUUGGCAUCAACUGUUACGGAGAGUGACUUCAAAACGUAUUUUGAUCAGUUUGGAACAAUCACAGACGUCGUGGUGAUGUACGAUCAUAAUACUCAGAGACCGAGAGGUUUCGGAUUUAUCACUUACGAGUCGGAGGAAUCGGUGGAGAAAGUUUUAUACAAAACUUUUCAUGAACUCAAUGGUAAAAUGGUUGAGGUUAAGAGGGCUGUUCCAAAGGAAUCAUCACCAGUGCCAAACCGAAGUCAAUUAGGUGCAUACCCUUAUGGUUUUGGUAGAGUUGGUAGCUAUUUAAAUGGCUAUAAUCAAGGAUAUAACCCGACCUCGGUUGGGGCAUAUGGAUUGAGAUCUGAUGAUAGGUUUAGUCCUGUUACAGUUGGUCGGGGUGGACUUUCUCCGAUCAGUCCUGGUUAUGGAAUCGGGCUAAAUCUCGAUACAGGGUUGAACCCGAACUAUGGGACAGGUCUCAAUGUUGGCUCUAACCUUAGCUAUGGACGAGUAAUGAGCCCCUCGUAUGGUGGAAAUUUGAAUAGGUAUGGUAGCCCGAACCCCAUGGUGUAUGGUGGUGGCAAUGGAGGUAAUGGUUCGAUUUUAAGCUCGUCGGUUCAGAAUCUGUGGGGAAACGUCGGGAACUCUGUUGGUACAAACUCGUCACACUUGAGGACUUUUCCUGGCUCUGGUGGUGUGCAUACAGGAACUAAUUCGUUGAACGGUAUCGGAGGGCUUUGGGGUGCUUCUGCAAGCCUAGUUCAUGGGGAACAUUCUGGUUCUCCAUUCAAUGCUGUUAAUCUCGACUUUGCGAGCGGCGAUGGCAGCUUAACGUCGGGAACGACUGUAGGUUAUGCUAGAAGCGUUGGAACUAAUGUUUCCUCAGCAUCUUUGUACUCUGCACCAAAUAUAUAUGAUGAGGUUCAUGGGAACAAUGAUGAAGGAAACUCAUUUUAUGGGCAUUCCAGUUGGCAGUUGUUACCGACCGAACUCGAGGAUUCUUCGUCGGUUGGUUUCGGGCUUGGGAAUGCAGCUUCGGAUGUUAUUAGUAGAAACAAUGGUGGUUAUACUGUCGGAUAUGGUGUUUCUAAUAGACAAUCUAAUAGAGGAAUUGCUGCUUAGGAAGAAGAUGAUACAAGCAACAGAUGUCAAAAAGUAAUAGUAGGUGAAGCGUAUUCGGUAAAAAAGCAGGCAGGUUGUACUGCGAUUUUCGUAUAAUUUUCGUAUCGUCAUUGUGAUACACUCCUCCCAUUUGAUACUCUGUCAGAGCUAAUUGUUUUGUGUUUUGACAAACUGUCCCAUAAGAGAAGCAAGCAGGCAGGCAGGUUCCACAGGCUUUUCUCUUCCUCAGGAUUGAGCUUCAAAAUAUAGGUCUUUUCUUCUUCUUUCUUCUUCUUUCUUGCUUGUAAUUUGAUUGAUAUGUAUAAUUGGAUUGUGGGUAAGCUUAUAUAUGCUCAACUGUUGCAUAUUACGCCUACUCCGACAAACGAUGUCACACGAACGAAUCAACGUCCUUCUUCUUCUUCUUCCUCUUCUUCUUCUUCUUUUCGGGUUCUUCGUUUUUCUGGGAAAGUUGCUAUACUACUACUCAUCAGGCAGCCUUUCUUGUUGUUUCAUCUUUUAUUGUUAUUAAUAGUCAUUCUCAUCUGAUUGUAUGAAAACUGAGGUUGAUUUAGUGGUGUGAUAUUAUCCAGAUUCCACAUUCUUCUUUGUUGUUGUAAA
Molecule: messenger RNA, 2389 nt
Organism: Cucurbita moschata (crookneck pumpkin)
Lineage: Eukaryota; Viridiplantae; Streptophyta; Magnoliopsida; Cucurbitales; Cucurbitaceae
Product: heterogeneous nuclear ribonucleoprotein 1-like
Exons: 4
Coding region: 257-1789 (510 amino acids)
Molecular function (GO): RNA binding
Source: RefSeq, a predicted model, not a curated record